This is a messenger RNA of Amoebophrya sp. A25, 4999 nucleotides long. NCBI's taxonomy places the organism in Eukaryota, Dinophyceae, Syndiniales, Amoebophryaceae. The record is from the annotation of a GenBank genome assembly.
GUUGGUUCGAUCGGGCUUUGGUCAGCCGGAACCUAGUAUCGUGUUAUGUUCACUUUGGCUUCGGGUUUGACAGCUGGUUCGGUAUUUCGUUGUACACGGAUGACUGAAAGCUCGUUUUGAUUUCCGUAUUGUAUCAACCGACGACGAGAGAAAAGAGUGUCUCGUAUCGAAAGAAGCUGUAGGAAAGGUAUGUUGAAACAGUGAAAAGCGGCUAAGAAUAUCUCAUUGUUGUAGUAAAAGUCGAACUCAGUCGAGCAUGAAGAAGCGGAUAGAACAUCAAAAAUAUUGUGACGAUACAACAAUACAGGAUGUUUUUUUGGCUAGUUCUCUUACUAGGACACGUGCCAAUUGAUUUCUAGGGGUAAACGGUAGUCAGUGCGUAAUCAAUAAGUGAUAGAGACCGUUCUUAUACUACUCUUCAGUUAGGCUAGCGAAAGCUGGAGGGCCAAAAGACCAGAUCACAAAACAAACUGUGAUAGACACAGGAUUAGAGGAUGCCAAGGUAAGGGGCUUCUGCUCCCCAUUCACCAGUCGCUUAUCAUCGCGGAAGCUACAAGGAAGCUACAAGUUCUGACUUUGAAAAGGUCCUAGUCGUCCAAAAAAAUGCCGGGCCGUCACGGUGGUGGUGAGAGUAAGUGGAAGGGGCGAGGAGUAGCCAAUGAGGAUGAGUUGGCUGAGAAGAUCGCAAAGAAGGAACAAGAAAAGCAAUUACGGAGAAUUGCUGCUGCUGCUGAACAUGCUAGAAAAUUGCGACAGCAAAGAGCCAAACAGGCCAAAGCAAAAGCUGCGGAGCGUGAGUUCGCAAAGAGGGUGCAGAGACUUGGUAAUAUGAAGAUUUUUUCAUUUAUUGCGAGACGAGUUGACCUACUUUUACUUCGUGAACAACAUGCUUCUACUUGCAUUUUUAUCACACAGAUGAUACUCCUCUCCAUUUCUCUCACUUCUCUCACAAAACAAAAAGGUGUCAACACUUCUCUAAUAUGAACAACAAAACAAAAACAAAAAGGUGUCAACACUUCUCUAAUAUGAACAACAACACAAAAACAAAAAGGUGUCAACAGUUCUCUAAUAUGAACAACAACACAAAAACAAAAAGGUGUCAACACUUCUCUAAUAUGAACAACAACACAAAAACAAAAAGGUGUCAACAGUUCUCGUCUAUGAACAACAAUACAAAAACAAAAAGGUGUCAACACUUCUCUAAUAUGAACAACAAAACAAAAACAAAAAGGUGUCCACACUUCUCUAUGAACAACAUAAUCAACAAAAACAAAACGUAAAAAGGUGUCUUCCGAGCUUUAAUCUCCGGAGUUGGCAGUAUGCAAGUACAGCUGACCUUCAGAAAGUGGGUAGAAUAUGUCGAGAUGCUCAAAGACGAACGGAUCGAGAGGUAUAGGAGGCAGCGGUGGCAAUUGAAUUUUACGAUAUGAAGAUUAGUUUCUAUUGAUAUUUGAAGGUACAAAAAGACUGAACUACCUCAAAUCCACUAGACCAUAUGGAUAAAGAGGGCACAUGACAUGACAUUACUGCAAGAAAGACUAGUGCUCUGGCUCCGUGAUAUAUUUUUUUUUGUUUAAAAAGAUGUAGCGACUUGGUCUUCUUCGGUUCAGAAGCAUUUUUACUGAGACUGACGUUGUCACUGGAUCCGAUUCUACGAGAUCUAGGGUCGUACUCGGUGUGGUGAAGUAGAGGAUAGUAGCGUACUGAAUGACGCGCUGCAUCUAAGAGUACUGAUACCGUAAAAAUAGAAGUUUGAGUUUCUAUAGUUCCCACUUCCCACCUCCCGCUUCCUCUAAUCAUCGUCCGAAGGACAGUGUUGCGAAGAUAGGCCUGAUCCGGAUGGCGCCGAACCAAGAAAUGCCUCAAGCCUACAGGCGGCUGGACGAGGACUCUGUGCAGCAUAAGAUGAGGUAUAUUUGAAUUCUGUUCACCAGCAUAAGAUGAGGUAUAUUUGAAUUCUGCGAAGUCAUGUCAACGCAUUCCAUAUGCUAGUGAUCCUAACCUAUGAAGUAGAUACGUAGAUCUAAUGAAGAGAGUACUAAGAGUCAUGAUUUGCUCAUAAAGUAUCAUAUCAAGCCUAUAGGCAGCUGGGGAGGACUUUGCGCAACACAAGAUGAGGUAGGUAUCUGACUUCUAGAUCUAUUAAAGAGAGUAAUUUGUCUAGAACUUUAUGUGAUGCGGGUCCUUGGAAUUAGAUAGUUUAGUUGUAACUAUAACACGGAGCGACCACAAUGUGGCACAUGACACAUCAAGAGACUCUAAGAGUCAUGGUAUUAAGAGUCAUGGUAUUUGCCUCCAAAAUACUUAUCAUGUUCUUGAACGCUGACUAGAUGGUGCUGACUAGAUGGUGCUGAACCUGAAGAGGGUCACGUACGCGUAGGUAUUCAUAAUGGAGGAUUACAUAGACUUAUCAUGUUCUUGACCACCGCUCCUGUACAUAAUAUUGAUAUUCGCAUAAUAUCUGCUCCUUCUUGACCACCGUAGGUACAUAAUAUUCGCAUAUCUGUUCCUUGACCACCGUAGGUAUCACAUCGAAGGCGAUGAGGAAUGCGGUAUGGAUUUGCAACUGAAAUCAACUUCCCUUCCGGCGCUUCUUCCACGUGCCUACAGGGAUCCACUGUACCCUACUAGGGAGGACGUCAUAUUAAGGCUCAAUAUAUUUCAUUUCUACAAGUCAUUUCUCCCUAUUUCCUUCUUAGGAUUGGGAGAAAUGUAGGCAAGAAAUGAAUUGUUUUGAGCUUUAAGGAUAGCCAGACGGGGUUCUACGGCUUUGGUGGACCAACUUCCUGCCCAUCCAGCACAGGUGGUGCGAGAGCACAUAGAUGCAGCAAGGGAACGACAGGAGAAUGAAAAGCGGAUGGGCAAGAGUGACAGAAGUAGUCACUCGGGAAGCUGGAACGAUAUGGAUUCCAUGACCAUGACGCACAGUACCAGUUUAACGCAUAGCAGCAGCAUGCAUUCAAACAGCGGCGGAAGGAAAGAGUCAAGCGGAAGUGUGGCUGUUAUGAAGACAGGAGUUUGGUGAUGAAACUAUCGCAAGUUUCUAGAAGAAAUGUAGACUCAAAUGACGUUUUUGAGGUAACGGAUAUUUGUGGCAGAGUAGACAAGUUUGGUCGGGUACUUAUUUUACUCCAUCACGGAAGAUAUCUGUUAGGAUCGUUCAAAGACAGAUCCAUGAAAGUGCUUCAGAUGUUGAAUCCUCUAGCUUCCCGCUCUAACCCCUCCCCCAACGCGCACCAAUCGUCUUCGUCGGACUCGGCGUUUGGCAAGAGUGGGAAUGCCGUAAACAAAAAAAUAGGAGACAUGAUGAGGACAACCGGCACCUCUGACGGGUUUGCGAAAUCGGUGAGUGACGCGGAAGAAAGCGCCAACAGGUCCAUGGGCACAACGAAUUCAUCCUCCUUCGGAACAGUGCUAGGGGCUAAGCAGUUUGUGAAGGAGGUACUAUUUUUGUUGGACUUGUCGCUCUAUUCUUGUUCUUCUGGGACUCGGCACUCUUGGUGUCUGGUGUGUGGAGGAGAAGUCCCUAAUUAAAGAACUUAUACCCCGUGAGUGGGUACAUCUAUCUAUCUAUGUAUCUAGAUCCAAUGCUCGUUCAUGUUAGUUUCUCAUACAGUAUUCAUGAUCAAUCAUCGAGCCUAAUCAAAUUUGAGACCAUUGACUUCUUGAUCAUCAUAAAUUUUUUUUUAUGACCACAGCUUCACCAUCUCAACACCACAGGGAACAUCCUCUUCACAAGCUGAAGCGGCGCCAUUGCAUCAGCAGUACGGCUACGAUCCAGCGAUCAUGAAAUUCAAAGCGAAGGGCUUGCACUAUUAUGAUUCGAUUAAUUUCCAAAGCAACAUGCAUGAAAAAGGCCCCUUGACCCCUUAUGUACUCCCCCUUCCUGCGCAAAUACUACUCAUUUUUCUCCCUCUCUCUCUGCUGGAACUAAUUUAUCAUGGACCUACUUGUACGGACUGCAUUAAUUUGCAAAGCAACAUACAUGAAAAAGGCCCCUUGGCUCCUUAUGUACUCCCCCUUCCUGCUCUAAUCAGUUCGAACGGGCAGACCUGUCUUUUACGAUGCGAAGUAUCAUCUAUUCAAGUUCGUGUAUCCACACGUGGACCGGCGAUUCUUCGACUACGGAGAUCGUAUACGGUCUGACGCUAUCGAGAAGAGCUACGAGCCACGUGGACACGUGAUGGUCAAGUAGUUCGCUACUAUAGUUCAAAAUUCCUAUUUCUGCAUUUAGUAGUAGAAAAAAUUCCUAUUUCAUCUGCAAUGCACUCACUUUUUACAUAUCACAUCUACUUCUCACAGUAGGAGAUAAUACUCCCACUUAGAGAAGAUGAAGGUCUUGAAAAAUUCCUAUUUCUGCAAUGCGCAUGUUUAAUAUACAGAACCAGACUACAAUGGGUUCCCAAAUUCCUAUUUCUGCAAUGCACAGCAAACCGUCAACCACGGCGUCCUGAAUAAGUUCGUCCUAAAAUAAGAUUCCUAUUUCUGCAAUGCACACAUCUGCUAUACUCACUUAUAUGGUACUAGCAAGCCAGUUCCUAGAUUCCUAUUUCUGCAAUGCACACACAGACACACUCGUUAUAAAGAAUUCGUUUUUCUGCUGCAGUCUGCUCUGUUAUAAAGAAUUCAGUUUUUCAGCUUUUUCGAAAGCUGCUUACGCAAUUUACUCUUUUUACAGUCACAUGUUGGAGGGGAAAAUAGCGGGGGAAAAUCGAUUCGGAGUUUCUUGUGAAGAAAGGGGGACUAAUACUAGUAUUACUAAGUACAACUCAUCAUCAUCAACUAGUAAGUACGUACUGUGUACCUUAUUUGGUAGGGCUGUAACGGUAGUGCUGACACUGAUGUAUAGUCACUCGGCAUGGCAAGAGUUCAAACGGACUGCCGUUUCUUGAUACUUGAACUAGAGCUUACGUCAUUUGUCUUUGUAAAUGGUCCUGGGAGUUGUACGUACUACUGCUUGGACGCGUAAAAAGAGGUCUACAACGAAGCAGCAGAGUCU